Molecule: messenger RNA, 735 nt
Organism: Trypanosoma conorhini
Lineage: Eukaryota; Euglenozoa; Kinetoplastea; Trypanosomatida; Trypanosomatidae
Exons: 1
Source: RefSeq, a predicted model, not a curated record
AUGACUGAAAGAAGCGGAGAAGAAACUCACGCUGCCGCGGAGAGCCCCGCCACUAAUGCGCAGAGGCGGCACGCGAGGCCGGGGUCCGACGGCGGCGGUUCCAAUCAACCCCCUGCACAGCGCCGAGGGGUGGAAGAGGCACCUGCGGGACCACAGUGGACCCUUUACAGUACCGUGGAGGAAGUGCUGCUGGCGGGAUUAGAUGCUACAAGGCAAAUGACGCUAAACGAUUUUAUCAGGAAGUACGUUGAUCCCAAUUUCGUGCUCGAAGGCCGCAAUGUGAUGAUGGGGGUGUUUGCGCGUAGGCCUGAGCACUACAUCAGUGACGAGCGGCUCCUACGAAGAAUUAUUGAUUCACCAGAGUACCAGACAGAGUGUCAGCGCCGGGAGGACGCACGCAAUCUACGUGCGGACGCACGCAAGCUAAUGGAGCACGACGCGGGUAAUCUCCAACGCUGGAAGGACUUCCAUCAGAAGGGCAUCGUUGCUGCUAUUACGAGGAGGAAACUCAACGCCGCCCUUGAGGUGGCGGAGGUACUCGAAAGGGCGUGGCGGGUGAAGGAAAUUGCCAGACGGCCGUUGCCGGAGGGCUUCUACGACUCUGUGCUCAAGGCGAGGUGGAGCCACGUCUUGGGGUUUCCCGAGGGCGAAGGGGAGGACGAAGUGGAGAUGCGGAUGGAGGUGAAGGCGGGCCAGGCGCCAGCACAUUCGUGGGAGUACAAGAUGCAGGGCACA